Paramuricea clavata is the source of this 943-nucleotide messenger RNA. The record is from the annotation of a GenBank genome assembly. Lineage: Eukaryota; Metazoa; Cnidaria; Anthozoa; Malacalcyonacea; Plexauridae.
AUGGUAAGCAAGCGAGUAUCGUCAGCAAACAUCAACAAACUGACAUUCAGAAGCAAAAACUGUUGCCUGAUGAUUGCCUUUACGGCAUGAAACUCAGUAGUUUCUAAAAAUAGUAGCUACCCCUAAAACAUGACAGCUAUACAUGUUGGACAUUGUUGCUAAAUAUGGAAAUGUGCAUAUAUUUGCAUUAUUUCUUGGUAAAUUGGAUAUUCAAGCUUAAAAAAGGUGGCCCAACUUUUUUAAGUUUAUGUCUGCACAGGAAAGUAACCUCUAAACUGACAUUUGAUAAAAAAAUUAGCUCUCAGCUGAGAAUUAGCUUGAUAUUUUGGCUUUCCGUUGAUAUACGUUUUCCAUUUGCAUAUACAUUUCAGGCAAAGAAAUGGAUACAACUUUUUAAUUCUCUGAGCAGUGUUUAUGAUGGGUACACCAAAGAAAAUGUCACUCCAUAUAUGCAUGCCAUGGUGUACCAUGUCCUCACACUGAUGCGAAAGCAUGGUGGUAUCAAGAAAUUCACAGGGCAAGGUGAGUUAUGACAAACACUACUUUAAUUACUGUAUACUAUGUACUGAUGAAGUGAUCAAUACAUGUAUUUUACCAGUGUACAUUAUUCAUAGGCAUUGAACAGAACAAUGAUGACUGCCGAAGCAUUAAUCUAACUAAAUCUAACAAGUGGGAUGCUGCUAAGGAUGUCCUCCUUGUUUCCAAUAGAGUAGAAAUCCUUUCAAGCUUUCGUCGUACACCAAGUAUGUACCCAAAGCGAAACGCCCAGUACUGGGACAACGACCUAAAGGAGAAGCAAGCAAAGAUUAAGCAUAAGAUGAAGGAUGAGAAUAAACAAAUCGAUGCAAAUAUUCAAUCAAAUGAUGAGCCAAGUGUGGAGAGUAUGUCACCUGCAGAGCUUCGGGCAGGCUUUAAGCACAGUAUGGCAUUAAAACUUGCAUAA